Molecule: messenger RNA, 1249 nt
Organism: Dromiciops gliroides (monito del monte)
Lineage: Eukaryota; Metazoa; Chordata; Mammalia; Microbiotheria; Microbiotheriidae
Gene: SOX21
Product: SRY-box transcription factor 21
Exons: 2
Coding region: 127-954 (275 amino acids)
Biological process (GO): regulation of DNA-templated transcription; anatomical structure morphogenesis; cell differentiation
Molecular function (GO): RNA polymerase II cis-regulatory region sequence-specific DNA binding; DNA-binding transcription factor activity, RNA polymerase II-specific
Source: RefSeq, a predicted model, not a curated record
GCAGCCAACAUUGAUUUUCUCCGGGCCGAGGGCGGAGGCGGAGGGGGCGAGGGACCCGGCGGCGGCGGCGGCAGCCGGCAGUGCGGGGGGGCCGGCUGCGGGCUGCAGCCGCUGCAGGCGGAGAGCAUGUCCAAACCGGUGGACCACGUCAAGCGGCCCAUGAACGCCUUCAUGGUGUGGUCCCGGGCCCAGCGCCGCAAAAUGGCCCAGGAGAACCCCAAGAUGCACAACUCGGAGAUCAGCAAGCGGCUGGGGGCCGAGUGGAAACUGCUCACGGAGUCGGAGAAGCGCCCCUUCAUAGACGAGGCGAAGCGCCUUCGGGCCAUGCACAUGAAGGAGCAUCCCGACUAUAAGUACCGGCCGCGCAGGAAGCCCAAGACCCUGCUCAAGAAGGACAAGUUCGCCUUCCCCGUGCCCUACGGCCUGGGCGGCGUGGGGGACCCGGAGCACCACGGGCUGAAGGCGGGGGGCGGCCUGCACGGGGGCGCCGGGGGCGGGCUGGUGCCCGAGUCCCUGCUAGCAAACCCAGAGAAAGCCGCGGCCGCCGCGGCCGCCGCCGCGGCGCGCGUUUUCUUUCCUCAGUCCGCAGCGGCGGCCGCCGCCGCCGCCGCCGCCGCGGCCAGCAGCCCCUACUCUCUGCUGGACCUGGGCUCUAAAAUGGCAGAGAUCUCCUCGUCCUCCUCGGGGCUCCCCUAUGCGUCCUCGCUGGGCUACCCGACGGCGGGCGCCGGUGCCUUCCACGGGGCCGCCGCCGCAGCUGCAGCCGCCGCCGCCGCCGCCGGGGGGCACACGCACUCGCACCCCAGCCCCGGCAACCCGGGCUACAUGAUACCGUGCAACUGCAGCGCCUGGCCGAGCCCGGGACUCCAGCCGCCCCUCGCCUACAUCCUGUUGCCUGGCAUGGGCAAACCUCAGCUGGACCCUUACCCUGCGGCCUACGCCGCGGCCUUAUGACCCAGCGCGGGGCGCAGCAGCAGCAGCUACAACCGUGUGUGUACAAACAUCAGUCAUCUUGUGAUGGAUUAUCCAGAUUUCAAGAUAAACUUCUGAGUUCAAGAAGUCUGGAGGUAUUGGGUCCAUCUCGUGGACCUUAAUGGUGACAAGAGGAAGAGUCCCCUGUCCCCUCUCCAGUGCUCUUGAAGCAGAUGACCACCAACAAGAUGAUAAGCCUAAAUCUUCACCCAUCUUAUCAGAAGACACCUACUAUGAGAAGUACAGUGCAGAGCCAAGGUGAAAUGUAAAAUGGAUG